This is a messenger RNA of Aureobasidium pullulans EXF-150, 789 nucleotides long. RefSeq lists its product as uncharacterized. Gene Ontology annotation, molecular function: RNA binding; metal ion binding. The record is from RefSeq and is a predicted model, not a curated record. The transcript has 2 exons. Lineage: Eukaryota; Fungi; Ascomycota; Dothideomycetes; Dothideales; Saccotheciaceae. Bases 1 to 789 code for a protein of 262 amino acids.
AUGGCGUCCGCCAUCUCCAGUCAUAUCCUCAACCCGGCAAGCGCGCCUGUCCCCGACUUGUCCUUCCUGCAGUAUCUCAAGAGCGCAUUCCCUCCCUUCGGCUUCCCGAACAAACACAACCGUCCGACAUGCUCUGCCUACAAGAACGGCCAUUGUCCGCUUGGUCCAGCUUGUCCUGACCGCCACUAUACUCCGCCAAACGAGCGCUCUGGAAUUGGUCAUCUCAUUUGCAAACAUUACCAACGCGGCCUCUGCAAGAAAGGCGACCAGUGCGAGUUUGCCCACACCUUCGACUUGCGCGGUGAGAGAGAGUGCAAAGAGUUCAGCCGCUUUGGCCUCUGCCCUCAGGGUGACGAAUGCACCUACCUCCAUAUAGCUCCUACUUCUCCUCUACGCAUUGCGCCGUGCCCUCACUUUGCCCGUGGCUUUUGUCCUUUGGGUCUCUAUUGUAGUCUACGACACAUCAAACACGCCGCCAUCUGCCGUUUCUAUCUUGCUGGCUUCUGUCCCAACGGUCGCGCCGGCCCGCCUGACAGAGACAACGUCGUAUCGUGCGAGCAUGGUGCCCACCCUAAAUGGAUUGAUGGAGACAACCUGAAAAAGCCGGAGCCUCGUCGCGUCAAGCCUGAAGAAGAGCUUCGCAGAGAGCAAGAAGAGCGCGAGGAAGAAUUCUUCGCCGAGGAGGAAAAGCGUCGCGAACGCUUUGAACGUGGAGAGAGUGGCGGUGGCCGCGGCUGGGGGAAACGUAGAGGCAGAGGAAGGGGUGGUUGGAGAGGACGAGGUGGUUGA